This is a messenger RNA of Mollisia scopiformis, 1724 nucleotides long. RefSeq lists its product as uncharacterized. Gene Ontology annotation, biological process: protein stabilization; protein folding. Bases 81 to 1601 code for a protein of 506 amino acids. The transcript is spliced from 3 exons. The record is from RefSeq and is a predicted model, not a curated record. Gene Ontology annotation, molecular function: protein-folding chaperone binding; protein kinase binding; heat shock protein binding. Gene Ontology annotation, cellular component: cytoplasm. NCBI's taxonomy places the organism in Eukaryota, Fungi, Ascomycota, Leotiomycetes, Helotiales, Mollisiaceae.
GUCAACAUCUUAGGACCACAGCAAAGAGUCGCAACGUAAAAUUGAACAACACGCCUGUAUUCCACGAUCAUCAACUCGAGAUGGCUCUAGACUACAGCAAGUGGGAUGCUCUUGAGCUCAGUGACGACUCAGAUAUCGAAGUUCACCCCAACGUUGACAAGAGAUCAUUCAUUCGAGCCAAGCAAAAUCAGAUCCACCAACAGAGAUUCGAGCGUAAGAACAGAAUCGAAACCUACAAGUACGAACGAAUCAUAAAUGAUGGCCUUCUUAAACGCAUCAAUGUGCUGCUCUCCAAGCUCGAGUCACACACUGCAGAGGCAGAGAAGCGCAGUCCAGAUGAGCUGAUUUUUCAAGCCAUUAUGGAGUCGGUAGGAGGAAUGGAUAAUGAUAGUCCACCUCCACCACCGGCUGGUGUCCACACGCACGAGAAGGCACCACCAACUUAUUCCAAGAUGAUGGCUGCAUUAGUAGACCAAGUCAAGGCAAAGGUUGACGAAGAUAAGCCUGAAGAUCGAUAUGGAGCAUACGUCGCGGAGGUAAAGGUACAUCGGGACAAGGUUGAGGAUUUGCAGAGACAACUCUUGGUCGAAUUGAACACGUUAGAGAAGGAAGAGGGACGAAAGAUCACCAGCGAGAGCAUACACACUGGGUUUGACAGUUCGUAUGUCAACAAGUCUGCCGCCAGCGAACCAACCCCCAAGAAAGAGAAAGUCCAAGCUGUUGAGGUUUUGAAUCCACAUGCCCUAGCUGCUCAUGACAAUGACAAGGGACAAUCGUCUGGUGCAGAUGCUGAUGUCGACGAGCCCGCACCUCUAGAAGGAAAUGACGACGAGGAAGAAGCUGAAGCAUCCGAACUUGGCAAGCAGUUCUCAUUGAUCAAGCAAGGUGAUUACAGAGCUUGCCUUCAGUUCAUCUCCAAAAAUCCUCAAGUCGUGGCCGAGCGCGAGACAGAUGGUUUGCUGGUCUUAGCCUUUCAGGCAUCUAUUCAUGGCAGAGACGAUUUCGCUCGACAGUGUGUCCAUAAUGGUUUACUGCUUCAAUACUGCAGAGCAUUGGGUCGGGAUGGUGUCGGUUUGUUCUUCAAGCGCAUCACCACUCCUGGUCAUCAAGCCCAGAAGGUCUUCUUCGAUGAUGUUAACUCUACAUUCGCCCGAAUUCGAUCAAGAGCCAAGGAAAUUGAGAAGCAGAGAGCUCAAGAGGAAGCCGAGGGUGCUGGUGGUGUUGAGCAGAUCCAACUGCAUGCCGUCGAUCCUGGGACAACUAUCAACAUCAAAAUCCCAGCAGAGACUAGUGAAGACCCAACGGAAGUGAAGGCUAGAGAGUUGUUCAAUGCUUUCCCACCAGGGCUACAACGUGCUUUGGAGAGCGGAAGUCUGGAUGAGGUCAACAAAGUGCUUGGCAAGAUGAGUGUCGAGGAGGCUGAAGAAGUUGUUGGUCAACUAGGAGAGGGCGGCAUGCUUUCAUUAGAGGAGCAAAUCAUCGAUGCUACGACUGAGGAAGGUCAAAAGGCACUGAAGGAAUUUGAGGAGCAAGAGCGAGCAGCAGCAGCCAACGCAGCACAAAAUCCUCCACUCGUCGAUAAAUAUGGCGAUCCAGAAUGAACUGCUGAUCUUGUAGGAAUGGUUACCCGGCGGUGCGAUUAUAGACAGGCAUAAUUGAAAAUUGUAUCAUAUGCAGCGAGUCUAGUUAUUCACAGUGAAAGCAAUCACGUUCAUCUCACGCAU